UUUUUCCAAUGUCGUCUACAUGUAUGUCAACUUCCGGUAUCAGGCUGAGUCGCCGAAAAGUGACGUAGCGCGGAGACUCUCCGUGUUGCUGGACAUGGCGACCCUGCUGAGAGGUCUGCGGGCAGCGGGGGCUCUACGAGGGCUGGGAGGCGUAUUGGCUGCUCCCACGGCUACAAACCCUCAGUUCUGCCGUCUGAGGAGAGGCUUCUACUGUGCAGCUCUGAGACUGCAGGAUGAGUCCAAAUCUGACAAAGCGUCUUCCUCCUCGUCUUCAUCAUCAUCCACAAGCUACCAUGAGCACUACCAGGCUCACUCGGCUCAACAGGACACGGCCGGCCAGCAUCACUCUGAUCCUGCGGCAGAGGGGACCAGCUCCAGCGCUGACGGCCAAAGUGAAUACCAGGAUGAGGAGUACGAAUCAGAGGAGCAGCUGCAGGCUCGGAUCCUGACCGCUGCUCUGGAGUUUGUUCCGCUGCACGGCUGGUCCAUGGAGGCCAUCGCUGCCGGCGCCGAGUCUCUGGGUUUGUCUUCCGCCUCCACCGGUAUGUUCAUCAACGGAUCUGGGGAGUUGGUUCUGCACUUCAUUGCCGACUGCAACACGAAGCUGACGGAGAUCCUGGCCGAGCAACACAACCAGGUCCAGCUGGGUCAGGCUGAAAAAAAGAAAACCUCAGAGUUCUUAAGAGACGCCGUUGAGACUAGACUGCGGAUGUACAUCCCCUACAUCGAAACAUGGCCGCAGGCCAUGAGCAUCCUGCUGCUUCCUCAUAACAUCCCAGACAGCCUGAAGCAUCUUUCUAACCUGGUCGACGACAUCUGGUACUACGCCGGAGACCGAUCCACAGACGUGAGUGGGUCCCGUCACCCUCCAUCCCCUUCUUCUUCUCCUCACACCUUCCUGUCUCCUUUUCAUCACCACUCCCACACUGUCCGACCUGCUACCUCCCAGAUGAACUGGUACACAAAGCGGGCGGUGCUGACCGGCAUCUAUAACACAACGGAGCUCGUCAUGGUUCAAGAUUCUUCUCCAGACUUUCAGGACACUUGGGCGUUCCUCGAUAACCGGAUCCAGGAUGUGGUCAACAUGGCAACCACAGCCAAACAGGUGCAGUCGACGGGUGAAGCAGUGGUGCAGGGCCUCAUGGGAGCUGCUGUAACUCUGAAGAACCUCGCAGGAUUGAACCAGAGGCGAUGAUGGGAAACCUCUCCUAAUCUUUGAUCCCGACCAUCUGAGCCGCUGAUCAAUUUCCCUUUUCUCCUCGCAUCUUUGUUUUUGCUUUAAAUGUAUAAAACAAAUGUAAAAACAUUGGACUUUGGUUUUCAAUAAAGCAUGAUAGCUUCAUUAUUUGUGAUAGCCUGUUGAUCUGAACACAGAUUAACUGUCUGCUUCAAUUGGUUCUCAAACCCGAGUUUGUUUUACUGCCUCGUUAUAGAUGUACACAAAGAUUUGUAACUCAGUUGCUCAUUCCCAAAUACAAUAAAGCAGUUAAUGUGUAUUUA
Messenger RNA from Oryzias latipes (Japanese medaka), 1500 nucleotides. RefSeq names its product coenzyme Q9 homolog (S. cerevisiae) (gene coq9). Gene Ontology annotation, biological process: ubiquinone biosynthetic process. Gene Ontology annotation, molecular function: lipid binding. Gene Ontology annotation, cellular component: mitochondrial inner membrane. The record is from RefSeq and is a predicted model, not a curated record. NCBI's taxonomy places the organism in Eukaryota, Metazoa, Chordata, Actinopteri, Beloniformes, Adrianichthyidae.